AUGGCAAAACCAUGGGCAGAUACACCGAUGAGCCUGAUUUCAGAAACUGGCUACAAGGAACGCUCUGAUAUACCCCCUGGCCACUUUGCCAUUACCGCUGCGCAAAACAUGGCCAACCUACACAACGUGAUCAUCCGCGGCUUCAACGCUUCGUAUAACCAGUGCCUCGCCGUGAAACUGGACACUGUCGACGCGAGCGAUUUCCUCCUAUAUAACCGCGGUUUAUAUAAAAGCAUCAAAACUCACCACGAUGUGGAAGAGGAGAUCUCAUUCCCGAGCCUGGUAAAGUUGACGGGGGUCCAAGAUAUCAUGGACCAGAAUAUACAGGAACACAAGGACUUUGAUGAAGGCCUUGAGAUGUUCCGCAAAUUUGUUUUCGAGACGGAUGCCAAAUCGUACGAUGGCAAGAGAUUACAGGAGAUCAUGGAUAUUAUGUUUCCGGUGCUUCAUAAACAUCUGGUCGGAGAGAUCCGGACGCUUCUUGAUCUUGCGAAAUAUGACUCAAAAAAGUUGGAGGAAUGGUGGAGCGAUACUGGGAAGAAAGCGCAGAAGGAUCUUGACGUAUUCCAAGACGCACCCCUGAUGCUCGGCUGCAUCGAUUCCACAUUCAAAAUGGACGGGGACUCUCGGCUUUUCCCCCCGAUCCCAGCCCCGAUUAAGUACUUGUCGAAGUAUAUUCUCGAAUGGCGAUACUCGGGUAGAUGGCGCUUCAACCCGUGUGAUACAUUUGGGAACCCGAGGCCCCUAGCGUUUCCCAAUCCCGGAGGCUCUAAACUAUAG
Blastomyces dermatitidis ER-3 is the source of this 780-nucleotide messenger RNA. Its product is annotated as hemerythrin HHE cation binding domain-containing protein. NCBI's taxonomy places the organism in Eukaryota, Fungi, Ascomycota, Eurotiomycetes, Onygenales, Ajellomycetaceae. The record is from RefSeq and is a predicted model, not a curated record. The transcript has 2 exons. Bases 1 to 780 code for a protein of 259 amino acids.